Molecule: messenger RNA, 832 nt
Organism: Ruditapes philippinarum (Manila clam)
Lineage: Eukaryota; Metazoa; Mollusca; Bivalvia; Venerida; Veneridae
Product: sushi, von Willebrand factor type A, EGF and pentraxin domain-containing protein 1-like
Exons: 5
Coding region: 128-832 (234 amino acids)
Source: RefSeq, a predicted model, not a curated record
GUUGUAAUAUUUUAAACCAGAGACAGGGUUUCACUAACCCGUAUAAUUUGUACGCUUCAUAUUGAAGUUAUAUUUCAAAUUACGCCUUCAAAGAUUCAGGUAUGUAAGACAAGGGAACCAACUGAUUAUGGAAUUGAGAAACGUACUUAAAGUGGUUUCAUGCUUGCUGUUUAUUGCGUGGAUUGCAAAAGGUAACAACACCACUGUGAAAGGUGAUUCCGUCUGUAAAGAUGAGACACCGGAUUGUGGAUAUUAUAAUGAAAACAAAUCAUGCGAUAACAGACACUUUGCUCUCCUUUACUGUCGUAAACAUUGUGAUUUAUGUAAAGUAUGCAAUAUACCAACUGAAGAUAAAGGAAACAGUAGCUUAACAUUGACCUGGGACAAUAAUACAAAUAAUUUUCAAUUGAAUUACAAAUGUAAUGAAGGAUAUUAUCACGACAAAGGAAGCCUCACGAGGACAUGUGACAAAGAAACGUGGACAGGCUCAAUGCCAGUAUGUUCAAAAGUUUUAGGACGUGCCUGCAUGAACAAUAAAGACUGUACAGAUUUGUUACCAAAUUCCACUUGUACGAGCAAGAUAUGUUCAUGUUCAACAAACUUUUCACCAAUUGGAAACAAAUGUCUAAAAGAUUGUGACGCAACUGUGUUAGAAAAUAUGAAUAAAACAGCAUUAAAUAAAGAUAUUAAUACUGCGUUUGGGUCAACAGCAACAAUAACAUGUGAACACGGAUAUGUGAUAUUUGGGAGCUACAAUAAGACAUAUUUCAACAUGACCUGUUCUCAUAACGGACUGUGGAGUAAUAAACAGAAAUGCGUUCCAAUUGGUUAG